Molecule: messenger RNA, 1461 nt
Organism: Lolium perenne
Lineage: Eukaryota; Viridiplantae; Streptophyta; Magnoliopsida; Poales; Poaceae
Product: formate dehydrogenase, mitochondrial
Cellular component (GO): mitochondrion; chloroplast
Molecular function (GO): oxidoreductase activity, acting on the CH-OH group of donors, NAD or NADP as acceptor; NAD binding; formate dehydrogenase (NAD+) activity
Source: RefSeq, a predicted model, not a curated record
ACUCAGCCGUCAUCACUCUCAUCAUCUCUUCCGUGCCAGCUUGCACUUUCCGUGGAGCGCUUAUCUCUCUCUCUCCUUUGCUCGGGAUCCCGGCCAUGGCGAUGUGGAGGGCUGCCGCCAGGCAGCUCGUCGACCGGGCGCUCGGAUCCAGGGCCGCGCACACGUCAGCGGGCAGCAAGAAGAUCGUGGGUGUCUUCUACAAGGCCGGUGAGCACGCCGACAAGAACCCCAACUUCGUCGGCUGCGUCGAGGGCGCCCUCGGCAUACGCAACUGGCUCGAAUCCAAGGGACAUCACUACAUUGUCACCGACGACAAGGAAGGGCCCAACAGCGAGCUGGAGAAGCACAUCGAAGACAUGCACGUCCUGAUAACCACCCCGUUCCACCCAGCCUAUGUUUCUGCAGAGAGGAUCAAGAAGGCAAAGAACCUUGAGCUGCUUCUCACGGCUGGGAUUGGCUCGGAUCAUAUUGAUUUACCAGCUGCUGCUGCUGCGGGCUUGACUGUUGCAGAAGUCACUGGAAGUAACACCGUCUCUGUGGCAGAAGAUGAGCUCAUGCGCAUCUUGAUUCUGGUCAGGAACUUCUUGCCUGGCUAUCAACAGGUCGUUCAAGGUGAAUGGGAUGUUGCAGGCAUUGCCCAUAGAGCUUAUGAUCUUGAGGGAAAGACUGUUGGAACUGUCGGGGCUGGUCGUAUUGGCAGGCUCUUACUUCAGCGUCUGAAGCCCUUCAACUGCAAUCUGCUCUACCAUGACAGGCUUCAGAUUAACCCAGAGCUUGAAAAGGAAAUUGGGGCGAAAUUUGAAGAGGACCUCGAUGCUAUGCUUCCAAAGUGUGAUGUCAUUGUGAUCAACACACCUCUUACCGAGAAAACAAGAGGCAUGUUCAAUAAAGAAAAGAUUGCAAAGAUGAAGAAAGGUGUAAUCGUCGUGAAUAAUGCUCGUGGAGGAAUCAUGGACGCCCAGGCAGUAGCUGAUGCUUGUUCCAGCGGUCACAUUGCUGGAUAUGGAGGCGAUGUCUGGUUUCCCCAACCUGCACCGAAGGAUCACCCAUGGCGCUACAUGCCUAAUCAUGCAAUGACCCCUCACAUCUCUGGGACUACCAUUGAUGCACAGCUGAGGUACGCCGCGGGGGUGAAGGACAUGUUGGACAGGUACUUCAAGGGCGAGGACUUCCCGGCAGAGAACUACAUCGUCAAGGAAGGAGAGCUCGCCAGCCAGUACAAGUAGAGCACCAACUGUCGGCGCUGCAUGGUGACCUACCUGGAGCGAGGUGCCAGAGUAGAAACCAGACCAUUCUGUUGUUGUACCAUUGUGCUCUACUCUGGCUGGGGUUGCCAGGGCAGAGAACGGGAAUAAUGUUUUUUUCUUGCGAAUUAACGCAAAUAAUGGUUACCUGCUUGGGGUUGCAACCCCGAUCGACAAUCGUGGCAGUGAAUAGAAAGCUUUAGGAUCAGACUAUCAA